Molecule: messenger RNA, 915 nt
Organism: Raphanus sativus (radish)
Lineage: Eukaryota; Viridiplantae; Streptophyta; Magnoliopsida; Brassicales; Brassicaceae
Product: elongation factor 1-beta 2
Exons: 6
Coding region: 86-763 (225 amino acids)
Biological process (GO): translational elongation
Cellular component (GO): cytosol; eukaryotic translation elongation factor 1 complex
Molecular function (GO): guanyl-nucleotide exchange factor activity; translation elongation factor activity
Source: RefSeq, a predicted model, not a curated record
AGGUUUUAAAGCAGCUCAGCUCCGUCAAUCUCCUCCUCCCUCCUCCUAAUCUCUUCCACUCCCUCCUCCUAAACCAGAGCAUCAAAUGGCGCUUACCUUCUCAGAUCUACACACAGAGCAGGGUGUCAAAUCCGUGGAGGAGCACCUCGCCGGAAAAACCUACAUUUCCGGAGAUCAGUUGUCUGUGGAUGAUGUGAAGGUAUACGCUGCCGUUUCGGAGAAACCCAGCGAUGCUUUCCCCAAUGCUAGCAGGUGGUACGAUUGCGUCGCUUCCCACCUUGCUAAAAGCUUCCCUGGAAAAGCCGUUGGAGUGAGUAUCGGUGGCUCUGCUGCUGCUCCUCCUGCUCAAGCUGAGGCACCUGCAUCAGCUGUAGCUGAGGAUGAUGAUGAUGACAUGGAUCUGUUCGGUGAUGAGACCGAGGAGGAAAAGAAAGCUGCAGAGGAGAGGGAGGCUACUAAGAAGGACACCAAGAAGCCUAAAGAGAGUGGAAAGUCCUCUGUGCUCAUGGAAGUGAAGCCAUGGGAUGACGAGACAGAUAUGAAGAAACUUGAGGAGUGCGUUCGUGCUGUUGAGAUGCCUGGUCUUCUAUGGGGAGCUUCAAAAUUGGUUCCAGUUGGUUACGGUAUCAAGAAGCUCACGAUCAUGCUCACAAUUGUUGAUGACCUCGUCUCCCCUGACAACCUCAUUGAAGACUAUCUCACCAGUGAACCUAACAACGAGUACAUCCAGAGUGUUGACAUCGUUGCAUUCAACAAGAUCUAAGAGACUUUAAAACCUCUCCCUACCCCCACAAACAAUACAUUUGAUUUCUUUCCAAGUUUUUUUUAUUUUUCUGCUGUUUGCUUGUUUUCUAGUUGCAAGGGCUCUUUCAUGUUACUAGAAACAUAAACUAUCAAUACUAUUUUAUUUCUUUA